Molecule: messenger RNA, 3313 nt
Organism: Octopus bimaculoides (California two-spot octopus)
Lineage: Eukaryota; Metazoa; Mollusca; Cephalopoda; Octopoda; Octopodidae
Molecular function (GO): metalloendopeptidase activity; zinc ion binding
Source: RefSeq, a predicted model, not a curated record
GUUCUUGAUGUGAUGGGGAAAAAAUUGUUGAAAAAUAAGAAAGUAACAACAGAAACCUGUAUAGAAAAAUGUUUGUCUCAUAAAAAUUGUUUAUCAUUUGAAAUGACAAAAAGUGGAAAAUGUUACUUAUCAAAGGAAACUGCAGCUACCUCCGAGAAAUUAAAGUCAGCCAAAGACAGAGAUUACUACCAACGAAUAAAACCCGAUGAUAAGCAAAUUACGCUCAAAGAAGUUAGCAUACCAGGCAAGGAUAUUUUAGGACUACAUAAGAAAAUGGAUUUAAAGAAGUGUAAUGAAAGUUGCCAGCGAUAUCCAGAAUGUAACUCUUAUCAGUACAAUGAGAAAGAUAAGAUGUGUAAGUUGACAAAGGCGACUCACUUGACACAUGAACUUAAAAUCAGCAAGGGAAUUUGGGAUACUUACUUCCUUAAUCUAGAUUACUUAGAAAUUAACUGCGGACCUCCAAAUGAUGUUACUGGUUCAGUGAAGUCCUACAAUUCCACCACCUAUAAAUCUGAAGUGAACUAUACUUGCCCAGAAGGAGAAAAAUUAAAUUCAGUAUGUGAAAAGGACAACAAAUGGACUCCUGUAGCAUCUGUUUGUAAAGCUUAUGCACACAUUAACUGUGGAAAUCCAAAAGAUGUUGCUAGUGCAUUGAAGUCCUACACUACCACCACCUAUAAAUCUGAAGUGACCUAUACUUGCCCAAAGGGAGAAAAACUAAAGUCAACAUGUGAAAAGGACAACAAAUGGACUCCAGUAGCUUCUGCUUGUAAAGAUAUUAAGAUCCAUUUUAUGAAAAUAAAAAAUGCAGUUCUGGAUGUAGUUGGAAAAAUAAUAUUAAGUGGUAAAAAUAUAACAGAAGAUGACUGUGCAGAAAAAUGUUUGUCUGACGAAAAGUGUUUAUCAUUUGAAAUAAGUAAAAAAGGUGGAAAAUGUUACUUAUCAAAGCAAACUGCAGCUUCUUCCAAGAAAAUGAAGUUAGACAAAGACAGAGAUUACUACCAACGAGUAAAAUCCACUGGGGAGCCAGUUACAGUUAAAAAAGUUAACCUACAGAAGGCGGAUACUUUGGGACGGGUUAAGAAUAAAACCUUAAAGGAGUGCAACAAAACUUGCCAGGAAUAUCCAGGAUGUAAUUCUUUUCAGUACAAUGAAGAAGCAAAGUUAUGUGAUCUGAGCAAUGUAACUCAGUUGACUGAUAAACUUCAGCCCAACGAUGGAAGUUGGGAUAUAUUCGUGCUUAACCCAACUUUUACGCAAGUUAACUGUGGAUCACCAAAAAGUGUUAUCAAUGCUAAGAAGUUCUAUAAAACCAUCACCUAUAAAUCUGAAGUAACCUAUAUUUGUCCAGGGGGAGAAAAAUUCAAAGCAACAUGUAAAGACAAUAAUAAAUGGGAUCCAAUAAUACCCUCUUGUAAAGCUUCUCAGAUUCAUUUUGUGAAAAUACAAGAUGCAAUUCUGGAUGUACCUGGGAAAACAUUGGCAGACAAGAAAAAUGUAACAGCAAAUGACUGCGCAAAACAGUGUUUGUCUGACAAAACUUGUUUAUCAUUCGAAAUAAAUAAGCAAAGUGGAAAAUGCUACUUUUCAAAAGAAAAUACAGCUACCUCUAAGAAAAUCAAAACAACGAAAAGCAGAGAUUACUACCAACGAAUAAAAUCUGAUGAUGAGCUUCUUAUAUUUAAAAGAACUUCCAUACCAGGGCAGGAUACUUUUGGCCGGCUGAAAAAUAUAGAGUUAAAGGAAUGUCAUCGUGUUUGUCAUCAAAAUCCAGGAUGUAAAUCUUAUGAGUACAAUGACAGAACAAAAUCCUGUGAUCAAAGUAAUGCGACUCACUUGACUCAAAACCUUCAGCCUAACAAAGAGGGUUGGGAUACUUACAUCAUUAACCCAGCUUCACCUACUGCAGAAGUUAACUGUGGACCUCCAAAAGACAUUGAUGAUGCAACAAAGUCCUACAAAACCACCACCUACAAAUCAGAGGUGACCUAUACUUGUCCAUUAGGAGAAAAGCUAGUAUCAAUAUGUGAAAACAGCAGUAAAUGGAGUUCAGUAGAGACUCCUUGUGAAGAUAUUCAGAAUCAUUUUGCGACAGUAAAAGAGGCAAUUCUGGAUGUAAAAGGGAAAAUAUUGUGGAAUAAGAAAAAUGUAACAAAAGAAGCUUGCUUAGAAAAAUGUUGGUCUGACAAAAAUUGUUUAUCAUUUGAAAUAAAUAAAGAAAAUGGGGAUUGUUACUUAUCAAAGAAAACUGCAGCUACCUCCAUGAAAUUAAAGGCAGCCGAAGACAGAGAUUACUACCAACGAGUAAAAUUUCAUGAAGACUUUAUUGUAUUUAAAAAAGCUCGCAUACCAAAACGUGAUCAAUUCCAACGGCUUGAAGAUGUAACUGUAAAAGAGUGUAAAAAAUCUUGCAAGAAACAUGCAGAUUGUACUUCCUUUCAGUACAAAAAGAAUUCUAAAGUCUGUAGUUUGAGUAAUGUGACUCACUUGACUCUUCAGAUUAAACCUGACAAUAAAGAUUCGGAUAUUUACAUUACUAGCGCAGAACCUACUUCAUGCAAAGAAAUGAAAAAGUGUGGCAAAAAUGUAACUGAUGGAGAAUACUGGAUCUACCCCUCUGUUCUUAAUCAUAAAAGAUUAAAGGUUUACUGUUACAAUAUGAAAACAGAUACUCCAAAAGAAUAUAUCACCUUACCACAUGAAAAUUUUGCAUCUUUAUCAACAUUGAAACCACUCAAGAUAUGUGCGAAACUCUUUAACAAUAGAAUAGACAGACCAGGGAAAAUUGUAUUUCGGAAAGUUCGAAUUUUCCCACAGGAUAUGAGUGUUGACAGACAUGAUUUAACAUUCUCAAAUCGAGGAAAUGGCAAAAUAAAAAGCAGACAAGGUUUCGGUGAUGCUGGAGAUUGUUUGUAUAAGAAAAAAGCUUACUGUUUCAGUAAAGGUUCAAUGAUUGUAAACCUGCAAAACACUGGCCUAGUCGUUGGAGAUAUGGUUAAAUGGGAAACAUAUGGGGUACAGACACGCAUAAACAGUUUAAUGUACUCUGUAAAUAGGCAAGUAGUGACAGCUUCAUGUGAAGGAAAAUGUGGUGGAUGUAAACCUAAUAAGUUUAUAGUGCAACUUAGUUCAGAUGAGCCUUCAAGUAAUGGUGUGAAAAGCUGCGCAAGCCUGAGACGAAUACAAUGCUCCCAGUCUGAAGAUGAAUGUUGAAACGAAACAAAUUUUAAAACAUAAUGUCUUGUGAAAUAUGAAAUAAACAGUGAUGUUGCAUGAUAUGAAAAAUGCAAUCGGACAAUAUUUUUUGAAA